Molecule: messenger RNA, 978 nt
Organism: Oncorhynchus masou masou (cherry salmon)
Lineage: Eukaryota; Metazoa; Chordata; Actinopteri; Salmoniformes; Salmonidae
Gene: map1lc3cl
Product: microtubule-associated protein 1 light chain 3 gamma, like
Exons: 4
Coding region: 230-637 (135 amino acids)
Biological process (GO): cellular response to nitrogen starvation; autophagy of mitochondrion; macroautophagy
Cellular component (GO): autophagosome; autophagosome membrane; cytosol
Molecular function (GO): ubiquitin protein ligase binding
Source: RefSeq, a predicted model, not a curated record
GGAGUGGGUCCAAGCUUUGUUCAUGUAAGCAUUCCCAUAGCUCAGCCACGUACCGACCCCUCCCAGGGCAGCCCGCCUACCUAUAAAAGCCAGCGGUGAACAGUGAAGUGUUGGGGUUUGUGCAAACUUCCACCUGAGGGGACUACUACCGUCAGCCUGGGUCAAGGACCACCGCCGGCACAAGCAGCCAGCAGCCACAGCAAGAAGCAACACCACCCCAAGAAGAAAAAUGCCUCCCUUCGAGAAAUCUAUGGAGCUGAUGUCUUUCAAGCAAAGAAAAUGCCUUGCAACAAGACAACAUGAAGUGUGCAGUAUUCGUACCAAAUUCCCAAACAAGUUACCCGUGAUCGUAGAGCGUUACCUCCGUGAGAAAACCCUUCCCCUAUUGGACAAGACCAAAUUCCUGGUUCCAUUCGAGCUGACCUUGGGUCAGUUCCUCUGUCUACUCAGGAGUAAGAUUGACUUGGAGUCCACCCAGGCUCUGUACCUGUUGGUGUCAGAGAGGAGCAUGUCCUGCAUGUCGUCCAGUAUGGGAGACGUCUACUCCCAGUACAGCGACCCGGAUGGCUUUCUUUACAUCACCUAUGCCUCACAGGACAUGUUCGGAGGGGACGUGGACGCUACCCCUCCCUGCUGAGCCCACACAAUGGGCUCCUUCUCAAUUUUCUGAAAGAUCAGUCUUCUACUCGCUUCCUCUCUUUCACUGCACUGAUCUGGCAGAACUGGCCAGGUGAAAUCCAGUCCAAGUAAUGAUGAGCUUCCACCAUAUUGUUUUCACCGGUCAAGUCUUUGACGAUGAAGUGACAGUGAACGGGAGGAAACAGGGAUUUUCAAGCACUUGAGAUUGAGCUAUUCUCCCGCCCUUCUACCUCACAAAUGGACUGCGAAUCAGAGUACUGCACCUUCGUCCUUCUCUUGGUUCGUUUCUGACCCCUUCCAGCUCUACCAGAGCUGGACUGAGAUGAUUGAAUACAUCGA